AUGGGGUUCUCACGAUUCACUGGCAAACAAGCAAUGUCAUCUAAUGAACAAGAAAGGUUCUGCUGUUAUAAUGGAGAAGUCCUUAUUUUUCGUUUGUCUGAAGGAAAGUUUGUAGAUGUAGGGCCUAAAACAAUACCUGUGUUACAUGUCAGAAGAAUGGUGUUUGGAAGAGGACCAGAGGGAUUUGUUCAGAAAUCCACUGGAUUCUUUAGCAUAAAAGAAGAAUACUCUCAUUUAAAAAUUAUGUGCUGCGACUGUGUUUCAGAUUUCAGAACUGGAAUUAAUCUGCCUUAUGUUAUGAUACAGUGCAUUAAAGAAGAGAACAUUUUCAAAUAUUUUCUACUGUUUCUUCAUGGUACCAAUAAAUUUGAAAAGUGUUUGAGUUUUAGACUAGGCUAUGAGAUGAAGGACAGUAUAAGGGUCCUUAAUGGCCCUUUAGUUUUAUGGAGACAUGAUCAGACAUUCUUUUAUAUCUCUUCUCAAACUGGCAAAGUUGUCACUGUGUCUAUGAACUUUUCCUCUGUUGAGUGGGCAGGGGAGAUUGAAAAUCUAGGUAUAGUUUUGUUAGGACCAAAGAGAUGUUACUUAUCUGCAGAAGAAUGCACUCCAAAGUGUUCAAAAUCUGAUUAUGAAACUUGGAAUACCCACUUUUGUGCAUACUCUCUUGAAAGGGCAGAAGUAAUAAGUGAUACAUACAUUAUCCCUCCUGCUUAUACCAGCAUGAUAACAUUUGUGCAUGUCUAUUCAACUGAGAUUGUCAAUGACCACUUAAGAAUGUCACUGAUUGCCCUUACUCGAAAAAAUCAGCUGAUUUCAUUCCUAAAUGGGACUCCUACAAGUGUGUGCCAGCUUCCAUUUGGAGAUCCUUGUGCAGUUCAACUUGUGGAUUCAGGUGAAGAAGGCCUCCUUUUCAUCAUAUCCUUUAGGUCCAACGAUGCUUGUGCUGUUUUGGAAAAGAGCUUUCAGAUCGCUGCCAAGUGGGAGAAAAUUAGUUCAAUACUAAUAGAUGACUUCUUUGGAACUGGAACGGAACAAGUACUGCUACUUUUUAAGGACUCCUUGAAUUCAGAUUGCUGGAGUUCCUUUGAAAUAAUAGGCCCUGACACCUUAAACUCUUCAGGUGAAACAUUGGAUAGCAGUAAAGAUGACCUGUUUGAAGACAAAGAGGAGAAUUAUUUGGUGGUCCUACCUCUGGAAAGAAGAUUGCAAGUUGGUUUCAUUUCUAUUUGGGAAUUACAGCAGCAUCUCUUGCUUAAGGAAAAAAUUAUAUCAAAAUCUUACAAGGCUUUAAUGAACCUGUUUCAAAGAAAAGAUGAUAGUACAUUAAGUGCAGAGGAGAAAGAAUGUCUUGUUACUCUUUGUGGUGAAGAAGAAAAUCCUGUCUGUACCUUUGAUGAAAAGUUAUCAGACCAUUUUCAAGAUUUAGAGCAGCUAGUAGAGAAGAUAUGGUAUCGGGUAAUAGAAGAUAACUUGGUUGUUGGAGUGAAACCCACAUCUUCUUUGAAGGUGUCUCUGAAUCAUGUGACUUUAUCGCUGUCAGUGGAUCAAGGCCCUAACUCUACCUUUCCACUUAUUAAGUGUCAAAAUAGGAUAUUUAAGUUGACUAGGAAUUCUUCUCCAGUACUAAGCUCAGUGCCAUAUGAAGUAGGAUCAGAGGUAAAAAGAAUCAAGUUGAGUGUUGAUAGUAAAGAAGAGAAAGAGGAAAGCGUUGUUUGUGAACGACCCUUGAAGAAAGAAUAUGUACAGAUGAUUACAGCUGUAACAGCUCUUCCACCACUUUUAACAUUCAGUAAUUUUUGUUGCAUUGUGCUGCUACAAAUGAGAGAGAAUGGUAACUCUUCUGAAGCUCAUUAUGUUCAAUGUGGCAGAAUUUUUUUAAGUGUAGAAGAUCUUUCAAGUGGGAAAUAUGUGCUGACAUUUCCAGAGAAGAAACCUAUAGAACACAUGGAAGAUCUCUUUACACUUCUUGCAGCAUGGCACAGAGCUGGUUUUCAAAUCACAUCACCCAUGUUCGUUCUUACUUCAGUGAGGCUAUGGCUGUUAGAACACAUGAAGUGUGAAGUCAUCAAAGAAUUUCCAGAAAUUUGCUUUUGCAAAAGGCCGGGAAGUUUCUAUGGGACACUCUUCAAUUGGAAACAAAGGACACCAUUUGAAGGAAUUUUAGUAGUCUAUUCCAGGAAUCAAACAGUUUUGUUCCAGUGCCUUCAUGAUCUCAGCACAGUUCUCCCUGUGAACAGUUUCUUCAAAUAUCUAGAGUUAGAAAGUGAGGAUUUUCUAGUUGGUCAUUUGGCAGUAGCUUUGGAGAAGGAAUUGGUCACCCUUGGUUCUCCUUCUUCUGCCUUAGUGAAGGUUGAAACGAGCUUGGUGCAGAAUUGUGAAGUAAGCAAAGAAAAGAGUAGUGAUAAUGUGGCUGCUUUAUCAGAGGAAAGCAUCCAUCUCUACAGAAAAGAACUUCAGAGAGAAAAGGAGCAAAUGUUGGGGACGAACUUAAAAGUGAGUGCUGCUCUUUACAGAGAAAUGACUUUAAAAUUAGCUGAAGUUCAGCUGAAAUCAGACCUUGCUGCCAAGCAACUGACAGAUUUAUAAUUAUAUUCUCAGUUUGAUUAUAUUUUAGAAUAUUUUUCCCUGCCAUAGUGCUUUGGUCCUACUUUUUCAUUUUAUAUUAUAUGCCUCCUCUGUAAAAUGAGGAUUGAGGCUCACUGUAGAGUCUUUGGUUUUGAAGAUGCAUAAAAUAGCCUGCCUUAGAGUAGCACUUCUCACCUGGGCUCAUUUUGCCUCCCAAAAUGGGUAAAGGGACA
Odocoileus virginianus texanus is the source of this 2798-nucleotide messenger RNA. NCBI's taxonomy places the organism in Eukaryota, Metazoa, Chordata, Mammalia, Artiodactyla, Cervidae. The record is from RefSeq and is a predicted model, not a curated record.